ACAUCAAAGCUGCUGCCAUUGUUGCAGAUAUGACGUUUCGGAAUGUGACCGAGACGAUCAUCGCGGAGACCAUUGCGGUCCCUAGCUCGAAGUCAGUGGAAUGGUUUCCUCAGUUGCAGACCAUUGAGACCGUGAAGCUGACCAAUACGCAACUAUGGCUGUUGCGUAUGAUGCUGAGGAGGAGCAAGAACUCGAAACCCGUGGUGCGGGAGAAGAGCGGUGAAAAUGCUCCUGCAUGGAGGAUGUUUGCCCCGGAUUUCCUGGGUACGGUUGAGACCGUGGUUUGUGCGGAUGGUGAAGAGGAUCACAAUACUAUCAUCCGUAGUAACUUCCGGGUGCCUACUGAGGCUGCACUGGCAGUUGAGUUGCCGUCAGGCAAAGCCGCGGAGUCACGUUCUGGUGCUGCGAAGAAGCAUGCAAAAGAGGCGGCUGCGGGAGGGACAGCUGCGGGUCCCCCUGUGAUUGGUGAGAAGAGGAGGCCAGAGCAGAAAGCUGCUGGUGGUGUUGAAACCAAACGUCGGAGACUAGUAACCAAAAGGUCUGCUCCGACGCAGAAAAAACCUGCGGUUGUCGUUGAGCCUCAAGAUGAAGAUUUUUCUAUCUUCGAUGCUCCGGAGUCCCCCCCCCCCGCGUGCCACGAGUGCGGGUGCAACGGAGGUGCCGUCGACACCUCCCGUCAAGGUGGUACCUGA
Helianthus annuus (common sunflower) is the source of this 692-nucleotide messenger RNA. RefSeq lists its product as uncharacterized. The coding region runs from base 30 to 692 and encodes 220 amino acids. NCBI's taxonomy places the organism in Eukaryota, Viridiplantae, Streptophyta, Magnoliopsida, Asterales, Asteraceae. The transcript has 4 exons. The record is from RefSeq and is a predicted model, not a curated record.